AUGAGAAGAACAUUGCAAGCCAUUGUCUGUUUAGCUUUGGUCUUUAUAUUUUCGUCUCUUUCAACUUGUUCUUUACCUUUGUCAACUCGAGGAAGGUGGAUAAUUGAUUCUAAAACAGGACGUCGAGUGAAGCUUGUGUGUGUCAAUUGGCCUUCUCAUACCCAAAGCAUGUUAAUAGAAGGCCUAAACCAUAGGCCACUAAAGGAACUUGCCGAUGAGGCGAUCAAGUUGAAGUUCAAUUGUGUGCGUCUCACAUAUGCAACUCAUAUGUUCACUCGUUAUGCUAAUAGGACAAUUGAAGAGAAUUUUGACCUUCUAGAUUUGAAACCGGCCAAAGCUGGAUUGGUUCAGUAUAACCCGUUUGUAUUGAACAAGACCAUCGCUGAAGCCUUUGAAGCUGUUGUUGAUGUACUUGGAGAGAGUGGUUUGAUGGUUAUUGCUGACAACCAUAUUAGCCAACCUAGAUGGUGUUGUUCUCUUGACGAUGGUAAUGGAUUCUUUGGAGACCGUUAUUUUGACCCUCAAGAAUGGUUACAAGGUCUUCAAUUAGUCGCUUGGCGUUUUAUCAACAAACCAGCGAUGAUAGCAAUGAGCCUACGAAAUGAGAUACGAGGAACCAGAGAAAAUGCAAAUGAUUGGAACAACUACAUAACUCAAGGAGUAACGAUAGUUCACAAUACAAAUCCAGAUAUUUUAGUGAUUGUUUCUGGAUUAAAUUUUGACAACGAUCUUCGAUGCUUAAAGGAGAAACCAUUGAACGUAACAAAUUUAGACAAUAAGUUAGUUUUCGAGGUACAUUUGUAUUCUCUUAGUGGAGAUCCCGAGAGCAAAUUUGUGCAACAACCACUGAACAAUAUUUGCGCAAAUAUCAUCAAUGGAUUUGUAGACCAUGCAGGGUUUGUAAUGGACGGACCAAAUCCAUUUCCUUUGUUUGUUAGCGAAUAUGGGUACGAUCAAAGGGAGAGCAACGACGCUGAAAACCGAUUCAUGAGUUGUUUCACAUCUCAUCUUGCGCAAAAGGAUUUGGAUUGGGCACUAUGGACUUGGCAAGGUAGUUAUUAUUAUAGAGAAGGUCAAGCCGAGCCUACGGAAGUAUUUGGAGUUCUGAACUCCAAUUGGACUAAAAUUCAAAACCCUAAUUUUAGUAAGAAGUUCCAUCUAUUGCAGAGCAUGUUACAAGAUCCAAACUCCAAUGCAUCGUUUUCUUAUAUUUUGUAUCAUCCACAAAGUGGCCAAUGUGCCCAAACUUCGAAUAACGAUACUCAAAUUUUUUUGAGCGAUUGCUCCACCUCAAGUCGUUGGAGUCACGGUGAUGGUGGCAAUUCAAUCAAGAUGGCAACCACGGGUUUGUGUUUGAAGGCUAAUGGAGAAGGCCUUGGAGUAUCCCUUUCAAGUGAUUGUCUGAGUCAACAGAGCGUUUGGAGAACUAUAUCUAAUACUAAUCUUCAUUUGGCCACGGUCACUCAAGAUGGGAAGUACCUUUGUUUGCAGGUUGAAAGCUCUAGUUCUUCAAAAAUUGUGACCAAUCCUUGUAUUUGCACGAAUGGCGAGCCAAACUGCCUUCAAGACACUCAAAGUCAAUGGUUCCAACUUGUUGCAACCAAUUUUAAUUGA
Messenger RNA from Cucurbita moschata (crookneck pumpkin), 1614 nucleotides. RefSeq lists its product as uncharacterized. The transcript has 3 exons. The record is from RefSeq and is a predicted model, not a curated record. NCBI's taxonomy places the organism in Eukaryota, Viridiplantae, Streptophyta, Magnoliopsida, Cucurbitales, Cucurbitaceae. Gene Ontology annotation, molecular function: hydrolase activity, hydrolyzing O-glycosyl compounds. Bases 1 to 1614 code for a protein of 537 amino acids.